Astyanax mexicanus (Mexican tetra) is the source of this 816-nucleotide messenger RNA. RefSeq names its product vacuolar protein sorting-associated protein 72 homolog. NCBI's taxonomy places the organism in Eukaryota, Metazoa, Chordata, Actinopteri, Characiformes, Acestrorhamphidae. Gene Ontology annotation, molecular function: ATP-dependent H2AZ histone chaperone activity. The record is from RefSeq and is a predicted model, not a curated record. Gene Ontology annotation, biological process: regulation of DNA-templated transcription; chromatin remodeling. The transcript is spliced from 4 exons. Gene Ontology annotation, cellular component: nucleus. The coding region runs from base 1 to 714 and encodes 237 amino acids.
AUGUCUGUUCGUAAGUCUGUGAGGAAGUCCACUAGUGAACACACGAGGAAAACGUUCGAGCGUUUGCAGGAGCGCCAGCAGGAGGCGCCGCGCCGCAGGAAAGCCAAUACUGAACCGGUGCUGAGCCAGGAAGAACUGCUGAAAGAGGCUCAGAUCACAGCCCAGAGUAACCUGCAGUCUUUAGAGAACUACGAGCGUCUGGAGGCGGAUAAGAAGAAGCAGGUCCAUAAGAAGAGACGUUUUGAGGGACCGACGGUUCGCUAUCACUCUGUACUGAUGCCCCUCGCUACAGACGCCCUGCUGAAGGAGGAGAACGUGGACGUGGAGGGGCUGGAUCAGGACACGCCUCAGUCCAGCUCGUCCUCCGGGGCGGUGGGGACGAGGUCCCUGUGCUCCCGAACCUUCAUCACCUUCAGCGACGACGAGGCCUUCAGGACCGCCUUCCCCCAGGUGUCCUCCCCUGACCCCGCCCUCCCCGUGCAGGAGGUGUGUCCUGUUACCCACAAGCCCGCGCUGUACCGCGACCCGGUGACCGACAUCCCGUACUCCGACUCCCGCGCCUUCCGCAUCAUCCGAGAGGCGUACCGGAAAUACAUCUCCGCCCACGGUUUCCCCGGCAACAGCGACUCCGCCCAAUCAGCAGGGGGCAGCAGUGCACCCGCCAAGACUCUCAAACCCAAAACACUGAUUAAACAGGGGCUGGUUACAGCGUAACACACACCCAGUAUACACAAACACUUACACAUACACUAUACUCACUAUACACACACUAUACACACUUAUACACACACACACACACUAUACACACACACACUA